This is a messenger RNA of Nerophis ophidion (straightnose pipefish), 2764 nucleotides long. RefSeq names its product orthopedia homeobox a (gene otpa). The transcript is spliced from 3 exons. Gene Ontology annotation, molecular function: DNA-binding transcription factor activity, RNA polymerase II-specific; DNA binding. The coding region runs from base 284 to 1285 and encodes 333 amino acids. NCBI's taxonomy places the organism in Eukaryota, Metazoa, Chordata, Actinopteri, Syngnathiformes, Syngnathidae. Gene Ontology annotation, biological process: neuron differentiation; regulation of DNA-templated transcription. The record is from RefSeq and is a predicted model, not a curated record.
GCCGGGGGGGGGGGGGGUUAAGGUGUUCUCCGUCUGUGAUUGGCCGAGGUGUGCGGGCUCCGUGUGCGGCUUUAGGCGCCUCCCCGUCCGCGCAGAGUCCAUUAUAAUGCACGCUGCUCGCCUUUUAAGCACAAACCGAAUUUGCUCUCAUUUAGGCCCAUCUAGAUCCCUAAAUAGGUUAAAGAAGCCAGAGAGGUGUGUGCGUGUUUUCACCACGCCUCUCCCCUUCUUCCUGGAAGUGCACCAUAUUUGUAUUUAUUGUGGCAAGUAGCAGCGGUGAGCGAUGCUCUCCCACGCCGACCUCCUGGAUGCUCGCCUCGGUGAGUUGUCCUCGCCCGGCUCGGCCCUUCAACUCUGCUGGAUGAAGGACGCCGCGGAGCUCCUGGGCCACAGGGAGGCUUUAAAGUGCCGGCUGGGCGCAGGCGGACCGGACCCGGGUCACUCCGGGGAGCUGGGCCCGGGCAACGAAAGCGCGGAGGGGGCCACGCUGCUCCCGGGUGAGGACAUCAGCUCCGGCGGUGGAGGAGGAGGCUCCAACCCGGGGCAGGGGACCGGCAGCAAGGAGCAGGAGAAGCAGCAGAACGGCGGCAGCAGCGGCAACAACCAUCAGUCCGGUGCGGGAGGCCAGCAGGCCCAGAAGCAGAAGCGGCACCGGACUCGCUUCACGCCGGCUCAGCUCAACGAACUGGAGCGGAGCUUCGCUAAGACCCAUUACCCGGACAUCUUCAUGCGGGAGGAGCUGGCGCUGAGGAUCGGACUGACGGAGUCCAGAGUGCAGGUGUGGUUUCAGAACCGCCGCGCCAAGUGGAAGAAGCGCAAGAAGACCAGCAACGUGUUCCGGGCCCCGGGGACCCUCCUGCCGACGCACCACCACGGCCUGCCGCAGUUCCCCUCCGCGGCGGCCAUGGGCGACAGCCUGUGCUCCUUCCACGCCAACGACGGCCGCUGGGCCACGGCCGGCAUGGCCGGGGUGUCCCAGCUGCAGCUGCAGGCCCGCCAGCCCUCCAUGGCGCAGUCCCUGUCCCACUGCAGCCUGGGCGGCGGCCCUCCUCCGCCCACCUCCAUGGGGCUCUCCAACAUGUCGUCCAACGCGGCCGGGCUGCAGUCGCACCUGUACCAGCCCACCUUCCCCGGCAUGGUGCCCGCCUCGCUGCCCGGCCCGACCAACGUCAGCGGCUCGCCGCAGCUCUGCACGUCCCCGGAGAGCGACGUGUGGCGGGGGAGCAGCAUCGCCUCGCUGCGCCGCAAAGCCCUGGAGCACACAGUCUCCAUGAGCUUCACCUAGCGGCGAUUGCUAUUUGUUCCCGCGGCGGAGUAAUCGCAGACGUGACGAAGCACGACGCUCGACUUUAUUUUGCCGACAUCUAUUUACCGGUCUAGUUCGUCUGCGCGCGCAGCUCUGCCGCCAUCGUGGCGGGGAUGUCGAGUCCCUCGAGAGCGGCUUCGGCCUGGAGAAAAUACAAGACUGUAAAAAUGCUGACUGCGCUCAAUCACGGGGGAAACUCUUGAAUAAUUACAACAACAACAAAAAGAAGACGAUUCUAAUCUGUACAAAAUGUUUUUGUGGUCACUUUUACGUGUUUAUUAUGAGCUAUUCUUUUUGUUUGUUUCAUGUUUAUGAUUCAAGUAAUAAAACAACAAAAAUGAUAUCAUAUUUUAAAUCCGUUCUCCAAAUUUCUUACGGAUUGGUCGGUUUUAUUAUUUUUAUUUAUUUAUUUAUCUUAGUUACUGUAUUUCCUUGAAUUGCCGGCGCUAAUUAUGUUAAAACCCCUUCUCACUCCUACGCUUACAUAAGACAUGCGGUAAAAGUAAGCAUGCGCUAAUUAUUUUAAAACCUCUUCUCACUCCUGCGCUUACCAAAGGCAUGCGGUAAAAGUAAGCAUGCGCUAAUUAUUUCAAAACCCCUUCUCACUCCUGCGCUUACCAAAGGCAUGCGGUAAAAGUAAGCAUGCGCUAGUUAUUUUAAAACCUCUUCUCACUCCGGCGCUUACCAAAGGCAUGAGGUAAAAGUAAGCAUGCGCUAAUUAUUUUAAAACCUCUUCUCGGCACUUACCAAAGGCAUGCAGUAAAAAUUUGAGUGUGAUGUAAGCUUGGACCUUAAAUCCUACUGAAUAGCUCUUCAUCUUCUUCCCUUUAAGCGAUUUCAAAUUACCGGUAUUGAAAUCAGCCUCCUCCAUUUUGAAAAUGCUGACAGGGGCAUGCGCUAAUUAUUUCGCGAAGCGAGUUUGACCCUGCAGUAAUUCAAGGCAGGCGCAUAUUUUAUGGCCUGUGGCAAUUCAAGGAAAUACGGUGUUUAUUUUUUUUUUUUAAUUAAUUGUAUUUAUUUAUUUUAACUGGAACGGUGCCAGCAACUUGAGGAUUCCAGGUUCGACCCCCCGCUUCCGCCAUCCCCGUCACUACCGUUGUGUCCUUGGGCAAGACUUUACCCACCUGUUCCCAGUGCCACCCACACUGGUUUAUAUGUAAAAAUUAGAUAUUGGGUUUCACUAUGUAAAGCACUUUGAGUCACUAGAGAAAAAGCGCUAUAUAAAUAUAAUUCACUUCACAUUACUAGCCUGUUGAAAUCAACCAUUGAUUAAUAAAUACUUUACCCACCUGCUUUAAAUGUAUCUUAGAUAUUGGGUUUCGCUAUGAGUCACUAGAGAAAACGUGCUAUAUAAUUCACUUCACUUUUGCAAUAAUGUUUAUCCAUCUUUAGAUAUUUAAUUACUUUAGUUUUGUGCACAUUAAGAAAAAUUAAAUUGUGUAUAUUGUUUAAAAAAAA